Molecule: messenger RNA, 1082 nt
Organism: Pelecanus crispus (Dalmatian pelican)
Lineage: Eukaryota; Metazoa; Chordata; Aves; Pelecaniformes; Pelecanidae
Source: RefSeq, a predicted model, not a curated record
UCCCCACCAGGGAAAGUAACAGCUGCAGUGAUGGCUGCUAUUGAUGCUGGGUACCGUCACUUUGAUUGUGCCUAUGUGUACCAAAAUGAAAAUGAAGUUGGGGAUGGGAUCCAGCAAAAAAUCAAGGAAGGUGUUGUGAAACGAGAGGACCUCUUCAUUGUCAGUAAGCUAUGGUGUACAUUUCAUGACAAGCCUCUGGUGAAGGGAGCGUGCCAGAAGAGUCUUGCUGCCCUGAAACUGGAUUACCUGGAUCUUUACCUCAUCCACUGGCCUCUUGGUUUUAAGGCAGGAGAGGAGCUGUUUCCAACAGAUGACAAAGGCAUGUCUAUACCCAGCAACACAGAUAUUCUACAUACGUGGGAGGCCAUGGAAGAGCUGGUGGAUGCUGGUCUGGUAAAAGCCAUUGGUAUCUCCAACUUUAACCAUGAGCAGAUUGAAAGAAUCUUGAACAAGCCAGGACUGAAAUACAAGCCUGCAAAUAACCAGAUCGAAUGUCAUCCAUACCUUACCCAGGAGAAGCUGAUCAAGUAUUGUCAAUCCAAAGAGAUUGCUGUGACAGCAUACAGUCCGCUUGGUUCUCCUGACAGACCAUGGGCUAAGCCAGAGGAUCCUUCACUUCUGGAUGAUCCCAAGAUCAAAGAGAUUGCAACCAAGCACAACAAAACACCAGCACAGGUUCUCAUUCGGUUCCACAUCCAGAGAAAUGUGAUUGUGAUUCCCAAGUCUGUCACACCACAGCGCAUUGUGGAGAACUUCAAGGUGUUUGACUUUGAAUUGACUAAAGAGGAGAUGACAACUAUUCUCAGCUUCAAUAGAAACUGGAGAGUCUGUGCAAUGAGCUCGGGCAAAACUCACAAGGACUACCCUUUCAAUGCAGAAUACUGAAGAUGGUUUCCUGCCUUUCUCCAGACUUCUCAGAUAUGCUUCUGCUGUUGCCUAUGAGUUGUCUACGUAGCUUUUUCACCGUGUCAGACCCCAAUUUUUUUCUUUUUCCCCCCACAAAGAGGCAGUAUAUGUACUCGGUGACUUUGUGUUGUUUUCUUUUUUGGAAGAAGGAAAUGCUAAAAUGGUUCUGAAGAACA